AUGACAGAGGUGCAGGAGAUGAUGGGCAUGCUACCAUCGCUACUGCAGGCCGAGUCGGAAAGGCAAGGCCAGGAGGGGUCGGCGGCGCUGCAAGAGGGCGCCGUGGGUGCGGCGGAAUUGGGGGUUCCGCCGAGCAGCCACCGAAAGCUGUGUCCUGCGGUGGUCGUCAGGGAGGGCGACACUGCUGGAGGAGAGAGCAGCAGUACGCCGGGCGUGGAAGGCGCCCUGGUGCGGGAUGUGGAGCUUCCUGCUGCAGGUGGGUUUGGUGCAUUCCAAGACACCAACUCUCUUCGUAGUACGUUCGGCAGUGCUUGCGUACAGCAGUCUGCUGCCGCUGGAGACACUGGUGAGAGUGUCACAGCAACCGAUCAAUCCAUUCAGGGGAGGUCGGGUGGAGAAUGCGGCACGGCGGAAGGGUCGUGUCCACUGUUCUGCCUUGCUGUAGUAGCGGGCGGGGCGCACAGAAGUCGCCGGAAUUGAUGGUGCAACAGAACGGACGGAGGGGCCGUGAAGUCGCGCAGUUUUGGCGCGCACUCCAUCUGCGGUAAGGCGGUGGAUCAACAUGAAAGGCGUUAGAGUAAUCGGCGCAACAGACAGGACGGAGGGGCCGUGAAGUCGCGCAGUUUUGGCGCGCAUUCCAUCUGCGGUAAGGCGGUGGAGCACCAGGACGGUAGAGAGACCGUUGGGCAGGAUUGCCGGAGACACUCAACCAUGGAUCGACCGCGCGACGGCGCGGGGGGGGGUGGGCGCCGUACAUGCUUGAUGCUGGCGGUGUUUUGUUAAGUCGAUCCAAGGCCGGCAGUAGAGGCCGGGUACGCCCUACCACGGUUGACACGCGCGACGGCGCGUCGGGGGGUGGGCGCCGAUCACGCGGGAGCGGGCGGCGUUUUUUGACCACAGCACGGACGGAGGGGCCGUGUCUGCUUUGCCUCGUCGUCGGAACGGGGGGGGCAGCAUUGUAAGUCGCGCGGAGGUGGCGCGCAACUAUCAGCCGGAGGUGGGUGGUGGAACGGGGCACAGCUAAGUGGGUGUCAUCAAAGUCGCGUGGGGAGGUGCCGCGCGCAUUUCAUCAGCCGGGAACGAGCGGUGGAGACAAGAAUGCGUCAGGAUGGACGUGAGGAAUUAAAGGCGUGCUUCGCCAUCAAGAUGUGUUGGUGGAGUAGUUGGAAUAAGCUUGGAUUUAGUUGUCUUGCUUUGUGUGGAGGUACCAGUUUGAGGUCGUGAUAAAAUCAAGCAACUUGUAUUCGAAGAAAUUCUGUUCACUGUUGCGUGUUUCUUUCCGCCGUCAUUUGCGCGUUGUCUUGCACCCAAAUCGUGGUUGUUCUGAAUGUUUGUGUUCGUCGUUAUGCCAUUAGUGCAUCCUUCGCCGGUGACGUUGUGUUGCUGGUGAUGAUGGCAAAGUGUCGGGGGGUAGAGACGUUCACGUUGGUAGAAUUUGCCACCAUCACUCAUGUGUGGGGGCUACGCGGUUAUAUGUGACCCACGGCCUAAGUAGGAGGCGCAACAAGUGUUUUGUUUACCUGAGUUGUUGCAGAACAAGGGAGGGUGGAAACGGGCGUGUUUCUUUUGAGAAUGUUACGCUUGAAGAGUACGCCCGGUCUUGGUAUUAUGCAACUUGACAGGUUGGUGUGUCGGGCAGGUAUGCAGUUGUUAGUGGAAGUCGAUUUUGUUUUCACGUACGGAAGCAUGUUGGUUGUGUCUGUUUUGGGAAGCGACAUCUAGGUGAUGGCCAUGUGCGUGUUCCUCUGGGCGCCGGUGUUGCGCAAGGGAGGGCACUAGGCUUAGGUUCCUGGUGUGCUUGUCUAUAAUGCAGACAGCGUAGAUGCUUGGGGUUCGUAGUACAGCGUUACCAAGUUGUGGGGGGACGUUUGUGUUUUGCGUAGUUGCGCUUGAAGGUUCAGUAGCAAGUUGAUGUAUCCUUGAUUGAAGGAGAGCUGAGGAUUGGUUUGGUAGUUUGCAGAUGGUGGACCUUGUUUGAAGCAGGCUUCAUUCGGCAGGUUGUAUAUUUCUCAAAAGCGGGCAUCCUUUGGAGAAUCGAGUUUGAUUGGUUUUUCAGUUGGAAAUAGGUCAUGAUUUUGAGUUCGUGUAGGAUUGCAGAUGGUUGAACCGAAGGCAGGGAGAACGUACCUGUUCGAUGCAGUUUUCGUGUGGAAUGCAGAUAGACAGGGAGGGCGUUGCCUGUAUGUGUGUGACACCUGAAGAAUCAGUUGGUGCUGCACAGCAAGGAGUUCGUUCCAUCAUGUCGGAAGGAUUUGUCAGAGGCGUUGCUCGAGGUAGUAGAGCGUUGCCUAGAAUUUGUAAUCCGAGCGUCUGGAGUGGUUUUAUCUUUGUCUUCUUGCAGUACGGCAGUUGGAAUCAUUGGUGAUAUGGACGGCUAUUGGAUUUUGUUUGAGCCGUUGGAAUCUUUCGUGAUAUGAUCGGCGUGAGGCGUUGAAUUUCUGAGGGGUUUUGAUCCGGUGGCCGGGUUUCCCCUUUACUUUUGGUUUGUCUCGAGAAGUAGCCGUUACGCAGGACGCAGCUGGGACAACUUGAAGGGUAUGUGCUGAGAGGCUUUGGAUGAUAGUGCGGAGUCCCCGUGUUCUCUCGAGAAUUGGGGCCUCUCCUCCUUCUCCCU
Messenger RNA from Ectocarpus sp. CCAP 1310/34, 2614 nucleotides. The record is from the annotation of a GenBank genome assembly. NCBI's taxonomy places the organism in Eukaryota, Phaeophyceae, Ectocarpales, Ectocarpaceae.